Messenger RNA from Morus notabilis, 1329 nucleotides. Its product is annotated as PI-PLC X-box domain-containing protein DDB_G0293730. The transcript has a single exon. Bases 150 to 1106 code for a protein of 318 amino acids. Gene Ontology annotation, molecular function: phosphoric diester hydrolase activity. The record is from RefSeq and is a predicted model, not a curated record. Lineage: Eukaryota; Viridiplantae; Streptophyta; Magnoliopsida; Rosales; Moraceae. Gene Ontology annotation, biological process: lipid metabolic process.
UUGAAAACAGCCUAAAAAUCCUUGACGUUACAACAAUGAAUUAUAUUAAAACCCAUCAACCUAAUCCCUUCCUCUUCCGUGCUAACACUGCCAAGAAGGUCAAGAACAAGAAACGGAAACUUUCUUGAUCAUCAUAAUCAUCAUCAAAGAUGGGUUCGCAUGUUUCAAAGCAGGUGAAUCGAAGAAAAGCGAUCUCGACGGAGAAGAAGACGCUCUGCGAUCUGCAGGGAAACUGCGGCGACACUUUCCCGGGAAGCGAUUACCGUCCACCGGACAGAAAGAACUGGAUGGGAAACCUCAACCCGGAAAAACUCCACAUAAACCAGAUCGUCUGGCCCGGGACCCACGACUCCGCAACGAACAAGAUCGGCUUCCUGUUCAUAACUCGUCCCUUUGCUCAAUGCCAAUCGCUCUCUAUCUACAACCAGCUCGUAAGAGGCGCCAGAGUUCUCGACAUCCGAGUCCAAGAAGACAGCCGAGUCUGCCACGGAGUCCUCGCCACUUACAGCGUCGACGUCGUCAUAAAGGACGUCAAGAAGUUCCUCUCCGAGACACAAUCGGAGAUCAUAAUUCUCGAGAUUCGGACCGAGUUCGGACACGACGACCCGCCGGAGUUCGAGAAGUAUCUGGAGGAGAAUUUGGGAGAGUAUUUGAUCCACCAAGACGAUCGUGUUUUUAGCAAGACUGUUUCGGAGCUUUUGCCUAAGAGGGUGAUUUGUGUUUGGAAGCCGAGAAAAUCUCCGCAGCCGAAAGCGGGCAGUCCGUUUUGGAAUUCCGGGCACUUGAAGGACAACUGGAUCGACACGGACUUGCCAUCGACCAAGUUCGAGAGCAACAUGAAGCAUCUGAGCGAGCAACCACCGGUUUCUUCUAGAAAGUUCUUCUACAGAGUGGAGAACACCGUGACGCCGCAGGCGGAUAAUCCUGUUCUGUGCGUGAAACCGGUGACGAAUCGGAUCCAUGGAUAUGCGAGAUUGUUCAUAGCGCAGUGUGUGGCCAAAGGGUGUGCUGAUAAGUUGCAGAUAUUUUCGACGGACUUUAUUGAUGAGGAUUUUGUUGAUGCUUGUGUUGGCCUUACUCAUGCAAGGGUUGAAGGCAAGGCUUGAUGAUGCUUUAAUUAAUUGAAUUCUUUCUUUUUUCUUAAAAUAUUUCUUGUGUAUUUUUUCCCGUUUCUGUAAUUUUUGGUCUGUUGGGGUCUCUGGGUGUUAUUUCUACGUUUGUUGAUUUAUUUGUUCAUAGUGCGUUAUAUUACGGGUUUCAUGAAAUGUUAUUUCUCCAUUAAUGCAAAUGACAUGUAAUUUUUCUGUUGUGUAUAAUGUAUAUCAUGUG